This is a messenger RNA of Cyprinodon tularosa, 8020 nucleotides long. It is a transcript of the gene dock4b, whose product is annotated as dedicator of cytokinesis 4b. The transcript is spliced from 51 exons. Gene Ontology annotation, molecular function: guanyl-nucleotide exchange factor activity; small GTPase binding. Bases 1 to 5727 code for a protein of 1908 amino acids. Lineage: Eukaryota; Metazoa; Chordata; Actinopteri; Cyprinodontiformes; Cyprinodontidae. Gene Ontology annotation, cellular component: plasma membrane; cytoplasm. The record is from RefSeq and is a predicted model, not a curated record. Gene Ontology annotation, biological process: small GTPase-mediated signal transduction; cell chemotaxis.
AUGGAGCAAUCGUGGGAGAAGAGCCUUGGAUGGUAUAGAGGAUUCAUUCUAAAGAAUCCUAAUGUUAAGGGGAUCUUCCCAUCCAGUUAUAUCCACCUGAAGAAUGCCGUGGUGAAGAACAAAGGGCAAUUUGAGACAGUAAUUCCCAUCGAGGACUCAGUCAUCACAGAGAUGACGUCGACACUGCGGGAGUGGGGAGCCAUGUGGAAGCAGCUCUAUGUGAAGAAUGAAGGAGAUUUAUUCCAUCGGCUCUGGCAUGUGAUGAAUGAAAUCUUGGACCUGAGGAGGCAGGUACUGGUCGGCCACCUCACUCACGACCGGAUGAAGGACGUCAAACAGCACAUCACGGCGAGAUUGGACUGGGGUAACGAACAACUUGGCUUGGACCUGGUGCCCCGGCGGGAGUUCAGCAUGGUGGACCCAGAUGAAAUCAGCGUAACAGAACUUUAUAGACUGAUGGAACACCGGCAUCGUAAGAAGGAGACUGCUACGCCUGCGAGCACACAUCACUUAUUUGUUCAUGUGAAAAGCCUGAUGAGUGCCAAUCUGGGGGAGGAACUGGAAGUCUUCUUUCACAUUUAUGAUGGGCGGGAGAAUCGGCCUCUCAGUGAACGCUUCUUUGUCAGGCUGAAUAAGAGCGGAUUGCCCAAGUGGCCGGAAAAGACCGAAAGGCAAUGCACGCUGUUUGUGGAUUUGGGAAGCAGUGAUCUACGAAAAGAUGUCUACAUUGUUGCACACAUCAUAAGAAUUGGGAGGAUGGGAGCAGGAGAGAAGAAGAACACAUGCAGUGUGCAGUACAGGCGGCCGUUCGGCUGCGCUGUCGUCAGCAUUGCUGAUCUCCUCACUGCUGACUCCAAGGAUGACCAUUUGCUCAAGGUUUAUGCAUGCAACACAGAGAUUGAGUGGUACCAGAUUCAUGAGAACAUCAUUAAAAAGGCCAAUUCCAGGUACAACUUGUCUGGAUCCAACACCGGUCUGUCGGUGGCUCUACAGCUUCUCCAUGGAGACAUAGACCAACUAAGGCGAGAGUACAUGGGCCUCUUCACCCGUGGGGUGUGCAUAACCAGGAAGCUGGGCUUCUCUGACAUCAUCAUGCCAGGGGAGAUGAGGAAUGACCUCUACAUGACGCUGGAGAAGGGAGAGUUUGAGAAGGGUGGGAAGAGCGUUGCUCGUAAUGUGGAGAUCACGGUGUACGUCCUGGAUGCUGAUGGACAAAUCCUCAAGGGUUAUGUGGCUGCCGGCUCCGGUGAACCAGGCACAGAUGACUACCACUCUCUGGUGCUGUACCACAACAACAGCCCCCGCUGGGCGGAGCAGAUCAAGCUGCCCAUCCCAGUUGACAUGUUCCGAGGGUCUCAUGUCCGCUUCGAAUUUCGGCAUUGCUCCACUAAAGACAAGGGAGAGAAGAAACUGUUUGGCUACUCCUUUGUUCCUCUGAUGCAGGAAGAUGGCAGGACUCUGCCAGAUGGCACCCAUGAGCUCAUUAUCCACAAGUGUGAGGAGAACACCAGCUUUGCGGACUGUACCCGCUACCUAAAGUUGCCGUUCUCCAAAGUCAAUCUUCCUUCAAACAAUCAGACACUGAAAGGCACCAAAGAGUCUUUCUGGAUCACCAGCUUCCUCUGCUCCACCAAGCUCACACAGAACGGUGACAUGCUGGACCUGUUGAAGUGGCGAGCCCACCCCGAGAGGAUCAAUGACAGCCUAACGAAACUGAAAGAGAUAGACGGGUCUGAGAUUGUCAAAUUUCUUCAGGACACCUUAGACACCCUCUUUGGCAUUCUGGAUGAAAGCUCUCAGAGAUACAGCCUCAAGGUGUUUGAUUCACUCGUUCAUAUCAUCAACCUCCUUCAGGACAGUAAAUUCCAGCACUUCAAACCAGUCAUGGACACCUACAUUGAGAGUCAUUUUGCUGGAGCUUUGUCCUACAGGGACCUGAUCAAAGUCCUGAAAUGGUACGUGGAUCGCAUUAUUGACGCCGAACACCAGGAUCACAUACAGCAGGUCCUCAAGGCCAGCGAUUACAUCUUCAAGUACAUUAUUCAGUCUCGCCGGCUCUUCUCUUUGGCCACUGGAGGUCAGAAUGAGGAGGAGUUCAGAGUCUGCAUCCAUGAACUCUUCAUGUCCAUCUGCUUCUUCCUCUCGCAGGAGAACAAAGGCAUCAGUCCAGUUGCUCAGACGCAGGCGGUGUUCCUGCGAACGUUCCCGGCCAUUUACAGCGAGCUGCUGAAGUUCUUCACUGUUCGAGAGGUGGCCGGUUUCGUCCGGGAGACACUGGGUAGUCUGCCCAACGUAGUCCAAGCAGACAGUCCCCUGGAGCCUGUCAAACUGCAGUGCAUUUCCAAGACAGUGGAAAGCCAGCUUUACAUUAACCCAGAGUCCCGGUGCAUCCUGCUACCCGUCGUGCUCCGAGUGCUUCACACCUGCCUACAGGAUCAGAGAGAUCUGGUCAUGUGUGCACGCAUCUUCACCAGCAUGCUGUCCCUCAUUAAGAAGGAGGAAAGCGGAACUGUGGAGCCUGCUGUGUCGGAGGAAGUGGAGCUCAUAGUGGAAAGUCUCCUGGGAGUAUUACUGAGAACUAUCCUGGAAAUCAGCAACCGGCCCCAACCUGCAGGACCCGCCAUGAGACUGCAGUUUCAGGAUGUCACUGGUGAGUUUGUGGCGUGUUUGUUGGCGCUCCUGCGACACAUGAGUGACAAACACUAUCAGAAGCUGCUGCAGGCAUUCAGCAGCAAAGACGACCUGAGGGACUUCCUGCUUCAUAUCUUCACAGUCUUCAGAAUCCUAAUAAGACCCGAAAUGUUUCCCAAAGACUGGACGGUGAUGCGACUCGUCACAAACAACGUCAUCAUCACAACCGUCCUCUACCUUUCAGAUGCGCUGAGGAAAAACUUCCUCAAUGACAAGUUUGAUUAUAAGGUUUGGGACUCGUAUUUCUACCUGUCUGUCAUAUUCAUCAACCAGCCCUGUCUUCAGCUUGAAUCCUUCUCGCCAUCCAAGAGGAAGAAGAUUCUGGAGAAAUACGGAGACAUGCGUGUAAUGAUGGGCUGUGAGAUCUUCAGCAUGUGGCAGAAUUUAGGGGAACACAAGUUGAACUUUAUCCCGGCCAUGAUUGGGCCGUUCCUGGAAGUGACCCUGGUCCCUCAACCUGAUCUAAGGAAUGUCAUGAUCCCAAUCUUCCAUGACAUGAUGGACUGGGAGCAGAGGCGCAGCGGCAAUUUUAAACAGGUGGAGGCCAAGCUGAUUGAUAAACUGGACAGUCUGAUGUCUGAGGGUAAAGGAGACGAAACGUACAGGGAGCUCUUCAACAGCAUAAUUCCUCUGUUUGGUCCGUACCCUAGCCUGCUGAAGAAGAUUGAGAGGGAGACGUGGAGGGAGAGCGGGAUCUCUCUGAUUGCAACCGUCACUCGUCUGAUGGAAAGGCUGCUGGACUACAGGGAUUGUAUGAAGUUGGGGGAAGUUGAUGGUAAAAAGAUUGGUUGCACUGUCAGCUUACUGAACUUCUACAAAACUGAACUCAACAAGGAGGAAAUGUACAUCCGCUACAUCCACAAACUAUAUGAACUCCACCUAAAAGCUCAAAACUACACAGAGGCUUCCUACACCCUGCUGCUUUAUGACGAGUUACUUGAGUGGUCAGACAGGCCGCUCAGAGAGUUCCUUAACUACCCCAUGCAGAGUGAGUGGCAGAGAAAGGAGUUCCUGCAUCUCACCAUCAUUCAGAACUUCGACAGGGGAAAGUGUUGGGAGAAUGGCAUCAUCCUGUGCAGGGAGCUUGCAGAUCAAUACGAGUCGUACUACGACUAUAGGAACUUGAGCAAAAUGAGGAUGAGGGAAGCAUCCCUGUAUGACAAAAUAAUGGACCAGCAAAGAUUAGAGCCGGAAUUCUUCAGAGUUGGCUUCUAUGGAAAGAAGUUCCCUUUCUUCUUACGGAAUAAAGAGUUUGUGUGUCGCGGCCAUGACUACGAGAGGCUGGAGGCUUUCCAGCAGCGGAUGCUCAAUGAGUUUCCCCACGCCAUCGCCAUGCAGCACGUCAACCAGCCGGACCAGACCAUAUACCAGGCUGAUGCACAGUACCUGCAAAUAUACGCUGUAACUCCCAUUCCAGAGAGCCAAGACGUGCUACAGCGAGACGGGGUGCCGGACAACAUCAAAAGCUUCUACAAGUUUAAUCACAUCUGGAGGUUCAGAUACGACCGGCCUUUUCACAAGGGCACCAAAGACAAGGAGAACGAGUUUAAGAGCCUGUGGGUGGAGAGAACUACCCUGACUUUGGUUCAGAGUCUCCCAGGCAUUUCCCGCUGGUUUGAAGUCGAGAAGAGGGAGCUGGUGGAGGUGAGCCCGUUGGAGAACGCCAUCGAGGUGAUAGAGAACAAGAACCUGCAGUUGCGCACGCUGAUUGCCCAGUGUCAGAGCCGGCAGAUGCAAAACAUCAACCCCCUCACUAUGUGCCUGAACGGGGUCAUCGACGCCGCUGUCAACGGAGGCUUGGCCCGCUACCAAGAGGCUUUUUUCGUGAAGGACUACAUCAUGAAUCAUCCGGAGGAUGGAGACAAGAUUGGUCGACUGAGAGAGCUCAUGUUUGAACAGGCCAGCAUCUUGGAAUACGGCCUAGCUGUGCAUGAGAAGUAUGUUCCCCAAGACAUGAGACCCCUUCAUAAGAAGCUGGUGGACCAGUUCCAUCUCAUGAAAUCCAGUCUGGGCAUACAGGAGUUCCCAGCUUAUGUACGGGCAAGCCCCGUGCCCUUCACCAAUGGGAGCCCACGGACUUACAGGAACUCUGUGCCAAGUAUCAUCAGCCCGGACGCGGGCAGAGGGGUAUCAAGGCGGAGCUACCCUGCAGUGAACCGUUACUCCUCGUCCUCCCUUUCAUCUCAAGCCUCCAACGAAGUCAGUAACAUCACCGGGCAGUCGGAGAGCUCAGAUGAAGUCUUUAACAUGCAGCCCAGUCCAUCUACCUCGAGUUUAAGCUCCAACCAUUCUGCCUCCCCGAAUGUCACCAGCUCAGCCCCUUCCAGUGCCAGAGGUUCGCCUCAAAUGGCAGAGAAACACAAGCAUUCCAGAGAAAAUGCCUGCUUAUCUCCGAGAGAGAGACCGGUCAGUGCCAUCUUCCCCAACCCCCAUGAUCCUGUACAGCGAGCUCCUACUCACCAGAUAGGAGACACAACUCUACCCAGGAGUGACCCCAACCUCUCUGCACCAGAUAAAGUUUCCUUGGCUAAAAACGCAAGGUCGCAGUCCCCAGGUCCGAUGUCCAGAUCGCCGCAAAAGACCACCAUGCCACCCUUCACUCCUUCUCCCACUGAGUGCCAGUCCACCAGCUUGGUCUCCAACUCCCCAGUGCUAUCUGGCAGCUACAGCAGUGGCAUCUCCUCCCUGAGCCGCUGCAGCGUGUCGGAGGCCUCCGGCACUGAGCUGCCCGCCGGCGACCACCCACCCCACCCUUUGCCACCGCCAACUCCCCUUCCAAACUCCAUCUCCAGCAGCUCAGAUGAGCCCAUCCGCAGAGAGAAUAAGACCCCUCCUCCCUACAGUGUGUAUGAGAGAAACAACCCCCGGCGCCCCGUGCCGCUUCCUCACAGCCUCUCCAUCCCACCCCAGACAGACCCCCCAGCCCUGCCGCCAAAACCUCACCAGCUCCGAACAGGCAGCAUGAAGCUGGACGGGAAUGCUGAUCCUCGGGUGCCCAGACCAAGACCUCUUCCCAGGAAGGUGUCCCAACUAUAGGUGUCUGUUUUUGGUAAAAUAAUACAACACACUGGCGUAUUUUGCACUUUUCUACUAGGCACUCACUUUUUAUGCGAUUCACAGUUUGGCACUCCAGAAGCUCCAACAACAGAGGCAGACUUACCGUCUAACAGUCAGUUGGAAACUAACAAGACCGUAAAAAUACCAGAUAGAGUUUAGCUCUGCAUUUACAAGAGGCUUUGACAUUGACUUUAACCAGUCAGUCAUAAUAUAUGUUUACCCAAACAUUCUAGAAAUAAAACACAAUUUUGAUAGAAAUAAUUUCAGAUGUAUGUAUAUUGGUAUAAAUGAGUUUUUUUGCCUUAAGUAUUGGAAACGGAGUGUUUAUCUGUGAGUCUUGCACGUUUUUUUUUAUUAUUUGUUAAUUUCUUUUUAAAUAACUCAGUAUAUUUGUAUACUGUUUGGCGAAAAAGAAAAAAGGUGCUAGAGGCCUCAAAUAUGCAUUUCACUGAAGUGUAGAAGACAAGGGUGUGUUCUCAUUGUUACAUCCUCAGAAGUGAGGGUAUAGAUACUUUUUAAAGGAGCUUUUACUUUAACUGAUUUCAUUUUAGAGCUGUUUUUAAAAAAUGCAUUUGUGUCUUACGUUUCUUGCAAUAGUUGGAACAAAAUGGGGGCCAGUUUGAGAUCGUCAGGAUUUCGAUUAAUACCACUGUUUUAGGGUGUUGCCAUAUUUUCAAAAUUUGUAUUUAAGGAAUAAAUAGAAAACUGUUGACUUGUCACUUAACUGCAGGUACAGUAUUGGCAAAAAUUGUUUGAAACUCUAAGCCUUAAUGAUCUUAGGAGGCCAUGAUAGUGGUAACCAGCCCUUGCCUAGUUGUGACCAAUUGAGUCAUUUUUCUAUAAUAUUGCAAAACAUCUAAUAAAGACAAACGUAACAAAUUUUAGGCUUCUUUAACAUCUCAUCUUAAGUUUCUACACGUCACUUUACUAACCAACACACUGAGCUUCUUUCUUUGAAUUCAGUUAAGUCAUGAAGCUUGACCAAUGCAUGCACUUCUAUAUGCUGCUCUAAAAAAUAAAGGGAACAAGUAAACAGCACAACAUAGCUUCAAUUAAAUCAAACUUCUGUGAAAUCCAACUGUCGACUUAGAAAGCAACCCUGAUUGACAAUCAAUUUCACAUGUUGCUGUGCAAAUGGAAUAGAAAACAGGUGGCGGCAGCAGGGUCACUACCUCUGACUUUGUGCCAGGCGGAACAGGAGGAGCACUGCCAGAGCCCUGCAAAAUGACCUCCAUCAGGCCACAAAUGUGAAUGUGUCUGAAUAAACUAUUAGAAACCGACUACAUGAAGUUGGCAUGAGGGCCCAAAAGCCACAGGGGGUUGUGCUCAUAGCCCAACACUGUGCAGGACACCGUGGCAUUUGCCAGAGAACACCGAGAUUGACAAAUUCGCCACUGGCGCCCUCUACUUUUCACAGAUGAAAGCAGGUUCACAGUGACCACACUGAAGACACCGUGGAGAGCAAACUGCUGCUUGCACCAUCUUUUAGCAUGACCUGUUAGGCAAUGGGUCAGUUAUGGUGUGGAGGGUCACACAGUCCUCCCUGUGAUCGCCAGAGGUAGCAUGACUGCCAUUAGGCACAGGGGUGAUAUUCUCAAAGCCCUUGUAAAACCACAUGCUGGUGCAGUUGGCCUUGGGUUCCUCCUAAUGCAGAAGAAUGCUAGAACUCAUGUGGAUGGAGUGAGUCAUAGCUCCUGCAAGAUGAAGGCAUUCCUCAGACCUAAAUCCGAUUGAGCCCACCCGGGAACAUCGUGUCUUGAUCCAUCUACCAAUGUGAUGUUGCACAACAGACUGUCUAGGAGUUGAUGCUUUAGUCAAGGUGUGGGACAAGACCCCAAAAGGCGGGCAUACACUGUACAAUAUUGUCAAUCUUUGUACUCAGCUAUAGCCCCAUUUAAACUACCCUCUAAAAACUGAUCUGUACCAAGUUCAGACCGAACUUGGAUUAGUUAACUGUGCCAAGCUUGGUUCCUUGUGAUCGUUUACACAUCAUGCUAGCAAAGUUCCUUGCCUCCUAGUGGCGUUCCAUGGUACUAAUACUCUCUAGAGGUAAACAAGCAAAUCAACAUGAAAGCGCCCGUAACAUUCAGGAAGUUUAUUAUAAUAGUGAUAUUUCCUUGUUUGCAGAGAGAAGGUGAUGAAGUCAGCCUUUGGUGAAUUUACUUGAGAGUCAGAGCUUUUGGGAAGUGGAUAUGUCAAGCAACAGUCUAAUCAGGGCUUACAGACCCAGGAAACAAUGACAGACGUUGACGUUGAGGUUCAUCACCCUGCU